CGUUGCAGUCCCGCCCACCUUCCCAGGACUUCCUGUUCCCGGCUCAUCCUGGCGCUGGGCCGGGGGACCGGAGGGUGACAGCGGCCUGAGUGACCGACCGGGGUGGCUGCGUGGGCAGGGUCAGGCCCGCCAAGCCGGACCGCGGGCGGGGAGAGGUGGCGCUCGGGCCGCGCGCAGCCCCACGGGGCCGGCUUCUGGCCGGGGCUGACAUCCGUCUCAGGAUGCCGGGGGAGGAAGAGGAGCGAGCCUUCCUAGCGGCCCGUAAACAGCUGGCGAGCGCCCUGAGGACGGAUUCCGGGCAGGCGUUUUCCCUGGAGCAACUCCUGCCGUUAUUGAACACUUCCUUGCCUCCAGCUGCCCGCUACCUGCUGCUGGACGCCGCACGCCUGAUCCGCUGCAACGCUCGUGGGGAGCCCCGAAACUACCUCAGCACCCUGUCCACGGCCCUGAACAUUCUGGAGAAAUACGGCCGGAACCUCCUUAGCCCUCAGCGACCCCGGUAUUGGCGCGGGGUCAAGUUCAAUAACCCUGUCUUUCGCGGCACGGUGGAUGCAGUGCAGGGGGGCCGGGAUGUGCUGCGACUCUACGGCUACACGGAGGAGCAGUCGGAUGGCCUGAGCUUCCCCGAGCAGCAGGAGGAGCCCGACAAGCAGCAGGUUGCUGAGGUCACACUGGAAGUGCUGCUGCUUCGGAUGGAGCUCACCCUGUAUCUGCAGAAUGCACAUCCGAGACAGCAGGCACUGGAACAGCUGCUGAAGGUGGAAGAUGAUCUGCUGCAGCUGUGCGAGUUUGGCCCCCUACUGAGAGAGAUUGCACCUGGUCCCCUUACCACACCCUCCGCUCCAGGUAUUACCCCAGGCCCUGCUGCUUGUACCUGCUUUCUCUGCGGCUCCAACCCAGGCACCCUGAGUUGCCCAAUCUGUAAGCAGGUCUUAUGUGCAGCCUGUGACCGCCUGUUCCAUGGACACCCAUCCCGCGCUCAUCACCUUCGCCAGACACUGCCUGGAGCUCUCCCGGCCGCCCACCUGAGGCCCAGUCUACCUGCCUCAUCCCACCUGCGGCCCCAGAUGACCUCCCUGCUGACCCUCAGAGACAGCUCUCCCUCCCAGGAUCCUGCAAGUGCCCAUCAGCCUUGGCACUGCGUGGCCUGUACCUGGCUCAACGAGCCGUGGGCAGUGCUCUGUGCGUCCUGUGGCCAGCACCGAGGCAGUAAGGAAUCGAGGCUGGAUCUUGAGUGUCCCCAAGGGACUGGGCACCAAGAACCUGAACUGACACGAGGUCAGUGGGCCUGCCAGAGUUGUACCUAUGAGAAUGAGGCAGCAGCUGUGUUAUGCGCCAUGUGUGAGCGGCCUCGGCUGGCCCAGCCUCCCAGCCUGGUGGUGGAUUCCCAGGAUCCUGGCAUUUGCCUACAGCCCCUUCAGGAAGGGGAUGCUUUGAUGACCACCAAACAGACUCCUCUCUGGAACUGUAGCCACUGCACCUUCUGCAACUCAGGCCCCGGUUGGGUGUGUGCUAUGUGCAACCGGACCAGCAGCCCUGACCCAGAACAGCGUGCCCCCCAGCCCAAUGCCACCUCCUCGGAAAAGGGACUCCCCAGUCCUCGACACCCACGAUGUCUCAGUGCCCCCCUGCCCAGCUCCUGUGGAGACCCUGAGAAGCAGCGCCAAGACAAGAUGCGGGAGGAAGGCCUCCAGCUGAUAGUCAUGAUCCAGGAAGGAGAGGCUGCAGGUGCAUCUCCAGAGGAGGUCUUCUCGGCUCUACAAUACUCGGGCACUGAGGUGCCGCUGCAGUGGUUGCGCUCAGAGCUGCCCUAUGUGCUGGAGAUGGUGGCCGAGCUGGCUGGACAGAAGGACCCUGGCCUGGGUGCCUUUUCCUGUGAAGAGGCCCGGAAGGCCUGGCUGGACCGUCACGGCAACCUUGAUGAGGCUGUAGAGGAGUGUGUGAGGGCCCGGCGGAGGAAGGUGCAGGAGCUCCAGAUGUUGGGCUUUAGGCCCGAGGAAGGGUCUCUUCAGGCAUUGUACCAGCAUGGGGGAGACGUGGCCCGGGCCCUGACUGAGCUACAGCGCCAGCGCCUGGAGCCCUUCCAUCAGCGCCUCUGGGACAAUGGCCCUGAGCCUACUCCUUCAUGGGAUGGGCCAGACAAGCAGAGUCUGGUCAGACGGCUUCUGGCAGUCUAUGCACUCCCCAGCUGGGGCCGGGCAGAGCUGGCAUUGUCGCUGCUGCAGGAGACCCCCAGGAACUAUGAGCUGGGGGACGUGGUAGAAGCUGUGAGGCAAAGCCAGGACCGGGCCUUCCUACGCCGCUUGCUCGCCCAGGAGUGUGCUGUGUGUGGGUGGGCUCUGCCCCGCAACCGGAUGCAGGCCCUAAUUUCCUGUGAGUGUACCAUCUGUCCUGACUGCUUCCGCCAGCACUUCACCAUCGCCUUGAAGGAGAAGCACAUUACAGACAUGGUGUGCCCCGCCUGUGGCCGCCCUGACCUCACUGAUGACACACAGCUGCUCAGUUACUUCUCUACCCUGGAUAUCCAGCUUCGGGAGAGCCUUGAGCCCGACGCCUAUGCUCUGUUCCAUAAGAAGCUGACUGAGGGGGUGCUGAUGCGGGACCCCAAGUUCCUGUGGUGUGCCCAGUGCUCCUUCGGCUUCAUCUAUGAGCGGGAGCAGCUGGAGGCUACGUGUCCCCAGUGUCACCAGACCUUCUGUGUGCGCUGCAAGCGCCAGUGGGAGGAGCAGCACCGAGGUCGGAGCUGUGAGGACUUUCAGAACUGGAAACGCACCAACGACCCGGAAUACCAGGCCCAGGGCUUGGCGAUGUAUCUUCAGGAGAAUGGCAUUGACUGCCCCAAGUGCAAAUUCUCCUACGCCCUGGCCCGAGGAGGUUGCAUGCACUUCCACUGCACACAGUGCCGCCACCAAUUCUGCAGCGGCUGCUACAAUGCCUUUUAUGCCAAAAAUAAAUGUCCAGACCCUAACUGCAGGGUAAAGAAGUCCCUACACGGCCACCACCCUCGAGACUGCCUCUUCUACCUGCGGGAUUGGACUGCUCUCCGACUCCAGAAGCUGCUGCAGGACAACAACAUCAUGUUUAACACAGAGCCUCCAGCAGGAGCCCGCGCAGUCCCUGGAGGUGGCUGCCGAGUGAUGGAGCAGAAGGAAGUUUCCAAUGGGCUCAAGGAUGAAGCUUGUGGCAAGGAAACUCCAGCUGGCUAUGCCGGCCUCUGUCAGGCACACUACAAAGAGUAUCUGGUGAGUCUCAUCAAUGCCCACUCACUGGACCCGGCCACCCUGUAUGAGGUGGAGGAGCUGGAGACAGCCACCGAGCGCUACCUGCAUGUGCGCCCCCAGCCUCUGGCUGGUGAGGAGCCUCCCGUGUACCAUGCCCGCUUAUUACAGAAGCUGACCGAAGAGGUGCCUUUGGGACAGAGCAUUCCCCGCAGGAGGAAGUAGCUGAGGGCCAGGGUCCUGUGGCCCAGACCCCUCAGGAACAGCUGCAGCACCAAUAAAGAGGCAUCUGAUUGCCA
Molecule: messenger RNA, 3517 nt
Organism: Ochotona curzoniae (black-lipped pika)
Lineage: Eukaryota; Metazoa; Chordata; Mammalia; Lagomorpha; Ochotonidae
Gene: RNF31
Product: ring finger protein 31
Exons: 21
Coding region: 222-3443 (1073 amino acids)
Biological process (GO): protein linear polyubiquitination
Cellular component (GO): LUBAC complex
Molecular function (GO): zinc ion binding; K48-linked polyubiquitin modification-dependent protein binding; K63-linked polyubiquitin modification-dependent protein binding
Source: RefSeq, a predicted model, not a curated record